AAAUCAAAACAAACCAAAAUAAAAAGCAACAACAACUUCUCUCAUUCUUCAACUCCACAAAAACUCACAAACACAUAACAGAGAUAAUAACAAUGCUCUUACGUGGCAGCAUAACCACUCCUCUCCAAUCCUCUCCACGCCAUACCAAUCUCAAACAACGAAACGUCACCGUUUCAUCUCAACCAAACCUCUCCUACCCACUCUCAAUCUCCGACGAAACACUAUCAUCACGAGGCUUCAUUCUCCGACGAACUACGGAAAAUCUGAACCUCGAAGCACUGAACAAAGUAUUCGUAGCAGUAGGGUUUCCGCGUCGCGAUCCAGAGAAAAUUCGCAUUGCGCUUGAGAAUACGGAUGCGUUGGUUUGGGUUGAAGAGAGAAAAACGCAGAAUGCAGUUGCGUUUGCGAGAGCAACUGGUGAUGGUGUUUUCAAUGCGAUAAUAUGGGAUGUUGUUGUUGAUCCUUCGUUUCAAGGGAUUGGACUUGGGAAAGCUGUUGUUGAGAGGUUGAUUGAGGAUCUUGUUGGGAGAGGGAUUUUGAAUAUUGCUCUUUAUUCUGAGCCUAGAGUUAUUGGGUUUUAUCGACCUUUGGGUUUUGUUGCUGAUCCUGAUGGGAUUAGAGGAAUGGUUUACUCUAGAAAACCAAAAAGAAAAUAAAAUAGUUCGAUUUUUUUUUUCUUUUUGUAUUUUAAUGAUGGGAUUUUUAAUUAA
Trifolium pratense (red clover) is the source of this 710-nucleotide messenger RNA. RefSeq names its product serotonin N-acetyltransferase 2, chloroplastic. The record is from RefSeq and is a predicted model, not a curated record. The coding region runs from base 93 to 656 and encodes 187 amino acids. Gene Ontology annotation, cellular component: cytoplasm. Gene Ontology annotation, molecular function: N-acetyltransferase activity. The transcript has a single exon. NCBI's taxonomy places the organism in Eukaryota, Viridiplantae, Streptophyta, Magnoliopsida, Fabales, Fabaceae.